Colletotrichum destructivum is the source of this 973-nucleotide messenger RNA. RefSeq lists its product as uncharacterized. The record is from RefSeq and is a predicted model, not a curated record. The coding region runs from base 429 to 761 and encodes 110 amino acids. The transcript is spliced from 2 exons. NCBI's taxonomy places the organism in Eukaryota, Fungi, Ascomycota, Sordariomycetes, Glomerellales, Glomerellaceae.
CCGCCCGCCCGCACCAACACAGCCUUCUUCCCGUCCGAGCCUCUCGUCGAUCCAGCGCACAUCCCACCACCCCGUCCAUUACCUUAAAACAUGGAUCCAACGUGCCCGUUCGUACAUCGUACACUAAAGACUAGGUGUAUUCAGGUGGGCGGGUCGGCCUACCUUGGCAGUUCGACCCACGCUGACGGUACGCCGUCCGGCCGGUGUCAGAAUCAAUCCCUCCCGAGUCUCUCGAGUUUGGCGUGAGAGAGGAGUCUCGAAUUCUUCUCUAUCCCGAGUCGUUCUCGUCCUCGUCCUCGUCGUCGUAGCCGAAUCGUCGAUUCGUCCACCCUCACGGCCACGACGCCAAGCUUCUUCGAACGAAGGGGGGAAGGGUCCCGAAUCCCAAUAUCCCAAUAGAACAAUAAGCCGUCUCACAAACCCCUGCCAUGGCAUCAUCUUACACACUCAUCAACAACAAUCCAGCGGGGGGCACUGUGCGUUUGCUUCUGCUGAGAUCCCUCUUCCAGGCUCUCCCAGGACUCGAGACUGGACUCGAGGCGGACGGGUCAAUAACACAGGAUACGAUGUACAACCAUCACCAACAAGCCCGCCCACCACCUCCUCCUACCGACCAGCCAAACCUGACCAUUUGCCGCUUCAUCGCCCAGACGCCCAGCCAAGACAAAGCCUGGGCGGCCUUGGCUGCAGAUACCAAGCACUACACCCAGCCUGUAUCCAGUCGUACCAGUCUUGCCUACCCUGCGGCCGCCGUUCAAUGAGGCUGUGCAAGCAAUGCCAAGACUUGCGAGGAUGUCUGGUUUCGCCUUGGUUCAACUCUCUCUCUGUCUCUUUCACCGGGAUGUUCACUGUCACACUCAAUCGGAGUAUGAGCAAUCAAAACGAGGCCUUUCCAUCUGGUCUUGGCGCUCUUGCUCUCGCACACUUGCCGCCACUUGUAUUUCAUUUGCGCGAUUUGUUCCAGAAGGGAAAG